GGACAACGUGAUCCGGAAAUCGGGGGAUCCCGGGAGCCUCUUCGGCUUCUCGCUUGCCAUGCACUGGCAGCUGCAGCCGGAGGACAAGCGACUGCUGCUUGUGGGGGCCCCUCGGGCAGAAGCACUUCCGCUGCAGAGGGCGAACAGAACAGGGGGCCUGUACAGCUGCGACAUCACCUCUCGGGGACCUUGCACACGAAUUGAGUUUGAUAAUGACGCUGAUCCCAUGUCAGAAAGCAAGGAAGAUCAGUGGAUGGGUGUCACCGUCCAGAGUCAGGGUCCAGGAGGCAAAGUGGUGACAUGCGCUCAUCGCUAUGAAAAGAGGCAGCACGUGAACACCAAGCAGGAGUCCAGGGACAUCUUCGGGAGGUGCUACGUCCUGAGUCAGAAUCUCAAGAUUGAGGACGACAUGGAUGGGGGGGACUGGAGUUUCUGUGACGGCCGACUGAGAGGCCAUGAAAAGUUCGGCUCUUGUCAGCAAGGCGUAGCCGCCACUUUCACUAAAGACUUCCAUUACAUUGUGUUUGGAGCCCCGGGCACUUACAACUGGAAAGGCAUUGUUCGUGUAGAGCAAAAGAAUAACACUUUUUUUGACAUGAACAUCUUUGAAGAUGGGCCCUAUGAAGUUGGCGGAGAGACUGACCAUGAUGAAAGUCUCGUGCCUGUUCCUGCUAACAGUUACCUAGGCUUUUCAUUGGACUCAGGGAAGGGUAUUGUGUCUAAAGAUGACAUCACUUUUGUGUCUGGUGCUCCACGAGCCAAUCACAGCGGAGCUGUAGUCUUGCUCAAAAGAGACAUGAAGUCCGCGCAUCUUCUCCCCGAGUAUAUAUUCGACGGAGAAGGCCUGGCUUCUUCAUUUGGCUAUGAUGUGGCGGUGGUGGACCUCAACGCAGAUGGGUGGCAAGAUAUAGUUAUCGGAGCCCCCCAGUAUUUUGACAGGGAUGGUGAAGUUGGGGGUGCAGUGUAUGUCUACAUUAACCAGCAAGGCAGAUGGAAUAACGUGAAGCCAAUUCGUCUUAAUGGGACUAAAGAUUCUAUGUUUGGAAUUUCGGUCAAAAAUAUCGGAGACAUUAAUCAAGAUGGCUUUCCAGAUAUUGCUGUUGGAGCUCCCUAUGAUGAUCUGGGGAAGGUUUUUAUCUAUCACGGAUCCCCAAGUGGCAUAAAUACCAAGCCAACACAGGUUCUUGAAGGUACCUCACCUUACUUUGGCUAUUCGAUCGCCGGAAACAUGGACCUCGAUAGGAAUUCCUACCCUGAUGUUGCUGUCGGUUCCCUCUCAGACUCCGUAACGAUUUUCAGAUCCCGGCCAGUGAUUAACAUUCUGAAGACUGUCACAGUGACCCCUAACAGAAUUGACCUGCGCCAGAAGUCCAUGUGCGGGUCACCUAGUGGGAUAUGCCUCAAGGUUAAAGCCUGUUUCGAAUAUACUGCGAAACCCUCUGGUUAUAAUCCUUCAAUAUCAAUUUUGGGUAUACUUGAAGCUGAAAAAGAAAGAAGAAAGUCUGGGUUGUCGUCACGAGUUCAGUUUCGGAACCAAGGUUCUGAGCCAAAGUAUACUCAGGAGCUAACCCUGAACAGGCAGAAGCAGCGGGCGUGCAUGGAGGAGACCCUCUGGCUGCAGGAAAACAUCAGAGACAAGCUGCGCCCCAUCCCCAUCACAGCUUCUGUGGAGAUCCAGGAGCCCAGCUCUCGCCGGCGGGUCAAUUCACUUCCCGAAGUUCUUCCCAUUUUGAAUUCAAAUGAAGCCAAGACCGUCCAGACAGAUGUGCACUUCUUGAAGGAGGGCUGUGGAGACGACAAUGUCUGUAAUAGCAACCUUAAGCUGGAGUACAAAUUCUGUACCCGAGAAGGCAGUCAAGACAAAUUCUCUUACCUCCCCAUUCAAAAAGGCAUCCCGGAAUUAGUUCUAAAAGAUCAGAAGGAUAUAGCUCUGGAAAUAACAGUGACCAACAGCCCUUCUGAUCCAAGGAAUCCUAGAAAAGAUGGUGACGAUGCUCACGAGGCCAAACUCGUCGCGACGUUCCCUGACACGCUCACAUACUCGGCGUACAGAGAACUGAGGGCUUUUCCUGAGAAGCAACUGAGCUGUGUCGCCAACCAGAACGGCUCCCAAGCUGACUGUGAGCUCGGGAACCCUUUCAAGAGAAAUUCCAGUGUUACUUUUUACCUGAUUUUAAGUACAACCGAGGUCACCUUUGACACCACAGAUCUGGAUAUUAAUCUGAAGUUGGAAACAACAAGCAAUCAAGAUAAUUUGGCUCCAAUUACAGCGAAAGCAAAAGUGGUUAUUGAACUGCUUUUAUCGGUCUCCGGAGUCGCUAAACCUUCGCAGGUGUAUUUUGGAGGUACAGUUGUCGGUGAGCAGGCUAUGAAAUCUGAGGAUGAAGUAGGAAGCUUAAUAGAGUAUGAAUUCAGGGUGAUUAAUUUAGGUAAGCCUCUUAAAAACCUUGGCACGGCGACUCUGAAUAUACAGUGGCCCAAGGAGAUCAACAACGGCAAAUGGUUGCUUUAUCUGAUGAAGGUCGAAUCCAAAGGUUUGGAGCAGAUCAUUUGCGAGCCGCACGAUGAAAUAAACUUCCUGAAGCUGAAGGAGUCUCACAACUCAAGAAGGAAACGGGAGAUUUCUGAAAAACAAAUAGACGACAGCAGGAAGUUUUCUUUAUUUUCUGAACGAAAAUACCAGACCCUCAACUGCAGCGUCAACGUGAGGUGCGUGAACAUCCGGUGUCCGCUGCGCGGGCUGGACAGCAAGGCCUCCCUCGUGCUGCGCUCCAGGCUGUGGAACAGUACAUUUCUAGAGGAAUAUUCCAAACUGAACUACUUGGACAUUCUUGUGAGGGCUUCCAUCGACGUGACAGCUGCUGCUCAGAAUAUCAAGCUGCCUCAUGCGGGCACACAGGUUCGCGUGACGGUGUUUCCCUCCAAGACUGUAGCUCAGUAUUCGGGGAUAGCUUGGUGGAUCAUCCUCCUGGCUGUCCUUGCUGGGAUUCUGAUGCUGGCUCUGUUAGUGUUUUUACUGUGGAAGUGUGGAUUCUUUAAGCGCUCUAGGUACGAUGACAGCGUCCCCCGAUACCAUGCUGUUCGGAUCCGGAAGGAAGAGCGGGAGAUCAAAGACGAGAAACACAAUGAUAACCUCGAAAAGAAACAGUGGAUCACAAAGUGGAGUGAAAAUGAAAGUUACUCAUAGAGACCCAGGAGAGCUCCGCACUACCCAGAGUCCCUUUUGUUCUUCCCAACUCAGAGAUUCAGGUGGGCCCGAAGGCUGCUCAGCACCUGAAGUAGAUUCCAAACUGACUCUGCAGUUUCCACUGGGGGAUAUUGUUACACCCGAGGCUCCUGUUUUGCACAGCCAAAUUUAAGACUUUCAGAGUGGACUUUUCUUUAACUGCCUUAAUUUAACUUUCCAGAUUGCCUUUGUUUUUGGUGUUACUGACCGACAUUACAUGUGCUGGGGCAGGGCCUGCCCACCUGCACCCCUGGGACAUUCUCUCCUGAUAGCUCAGGAAGAAGACCCCCACCGUCACCCAUGCGAAUGGAGUGGCCAUCCUCGCCUGCCCCGACAAGCAUCCUUCUCAUAAGAUUGGAGAACCUGCAAGUGACUUGCCCCUUGGCUCAAGACUCUGCCGUUGGAUAGCCGUGUCUCUGUUGAGAGUUCUGUCUUAAAUGUGCAAUAGGAGGUGAUACUGCCAUCCUGCCUUCUCUCUCCAUUUCCUACAAGUGAGGGUCCUCGCCGAUGCCAAUGCACGCAGGUUCCCGUCUCCCUCGUGACUAAGCACAGGCGCGGCAGACUUGAACACUAGUUACACUUUUUUAUAUAUAUUUAUUUUUUUUCUUCAAGCCGUCUUGCUAUUGACUAAUAGGCCAAAGAUGCUUCAGGAUGGUUUAAGCAAUCAGAGUGAGACCCUAGGAGGUCAUUUGUUCUGACCUUGAGUAUUUACUGCAAAGAGAACAUUCUUUAUAAACAUGCAAGGAUUGUUUUUAAUAACUUCAACUUCUUCUGUAAAUGUUACCAUCUCCUUACUGGCAGGCUCUCCCUCAACCCAGAGAGUUUAACAAAGGAGUAACUGGAAGAUGCUUCAUCCUUGCCCGGCCUUGGUGUUCCAUGGUGUUGAGCCCUGUGUGGAAUUUCUGAACUCCGUGCUGUAACUUUCAGAACUCUGAGAGGAAGUGAGUUUGCUCAUUGAACUCUAGGGUCUGUGUGUUCGCUCACUGCUGUCAGCACUGUAUAUUCAGGACUUGACGUGAGUACACGUGUGGAUCCAGACCAAUCCAGUGUGAGACUACUGAAGAGCAUCUGUCCCCAAAACAGCCGCACCAGACAGAUGGAGAGCCGUGGCGCUCAGCUUCUCAAAUAUCAUCAGAACCAUUCAGUCAGCGAGUCCAUGACCGAUUUUUUUUUGUUUUAAAUUGUUCACACCAAUCUAAAUUCCUCUAAAUGACUUGUGACUACUUUAACAAGCCCUUUGGGCCUGGAGCAGGAGGUUUAGUUCAUUGCUAAAGUGCUUGCUAACAUGCCCAGGGUUUUUGUUUGUUAAAAUCAUAGGAGGGGAAAACCAGUUAUUUUUCUAUAUAUUCAACAGAGAUUGAAUAUAUUAUCAAAGCUGAAUUUUUAAUUGUACUUUAAAAUAAUUAAGUUAUAUGAAGCAGCAGCAAAGAGGUGCUAAUUUGUUUGGAGAUUGUAAAAAGCAGUUCUCUGUCUUUUUUUUAAGACUGGGUCUCAAGUAACCCAGGCUGGCCUUGAACUCCUUAGGUAGCUGGGGAUAGUCUUGAACUGCUGACCCUCCUGCCUCCCGCCCGACCCCCACCCCUCAAGGGUGGGACUACAGCUGUUUGCCACCACACUUGGUUUUAUGCGCUUGGGACUGAACCUGGGGCUCUGUGCAUGCUAGGCCAGCAGUCUGCCAACUGAGCUACAUCCCAGCCAUUUCUCAGUCUUUUAAAAGAACAAAGCAUUGCUAAAUGUGCCGUUGUUGCUUUUGAGUUUUAAGCCUUUUUUUUUUCUUUCUUUCAUAAAACAUUAUACCCUUAAGAUAUUAAAAAUUCUUAUUCUGGUUCUACUUUGGCAUUUUCACUCAUAAUAAUUUUAUAAAUGAUACCUUGUUUACAAAUGUUCUCUACCACGGGUCCUAAUAGCAUUUAAAGUCUCAGUUUCUUGCUUGGGUAACUUGAAGCCAAACAUACUGGCUUUGAAGGGCACGACGAAGAAGCUGAUAUCUUAAUAGUGUUUGUAGACCUCUGUUCUAGAAAUGAAUGUCCAGAAGAGAGUGGGGAGGGAGCUUGACAACGGAGAAACAAGAAUGUCAUGUUGUUUAAAUUUAUAGUUGUUAAAAAAAAAAAUGUCAUCUCAAGUCAAGUCACUGGGCUGUUAGCAUUUGGUAGGUUUUUAGACUAACUAGCAUUAGAAGAUUAUUUCAUAAUUGGAAAAUACCUGUGGAUAUUUGUAUAAAAGUGUGAAAUAAAUUUUUUAUGAAAGUG
Messenger RNA from Myodes glareolus (Bank vole), 5475 nucleotides. RefSeq names its product integrin subunit alpha 6 (gene Itga6). Gene Ontology annotation, molecular function: integrin binding. Gene Ontology annotation, biological process: cell-cell adhesion; integrin-mediated signaling pathway; leukocyte migration. NCBI's taxonomy places the organism in Eukaryota, Metazoa, Chordata, Mammalia, Rodentia, Cricetidae. Gene Ontology annotation, cellular component: integrin complex; external side of plasma membrane. The record is from RefSeq and is a predicted model, not a curated record.